Coregonus sp. 'balchen' is the source of this 1303-nucleotide messenger RNA. The record is from the annotation of a GenBank genome assembly. Lineage: Eukaryota; Metazoa; Chordata; Actinopteri; Salmoniformes; Salmonidae.
UUUGAAAUUCCUCGCUUUGCUUACGACACAGAGCUUGUUCUUGAGGCAGCAAAUGAAGCAUACUGAAAGGAUGGAACACUACUCAACAGUCCGGGUGUGAAGUCCGACAUCCUGGAGAGACUGUCUGAAAGUAUAUUCCAGUUUACAGCCUAUCCUUCAAGUCUACAGUAUACUCCAGUUUACAGACUAUCCUUCAAGUCUACAGUAUAUUCCAGUUUACAGCCUAUCCUUCAAGUAUAUUCCAGUUUACAGCCUAUCCUUCAAGUCUACAGUAUAUUCCAGUUUACAGACUAUCCUUCAAGUCUACAGUAUAUUCCAGUUUACAGCCUAUCCUUCACGUCUACAGUAUAUUCCAGUUUACAGCCUAUCCUUCACGUCUACAGUAUAUUCCAGUUUACAGCCUAUCCUUCAAGUCUACAGUAUACUCCAGUUUACAGACUAUCCUUCAAGUCUACAGUAUAUUCCAGUUUACAGACUAUCCUUCAAGUCUACAGUAUAUUCCAGUUUACAGCCUAUCCUUCAAGUCUACAGUAUACUCCAGUUUACAGCCUAUCCUUCAAGUCUACAGUAUAUUCCAGUUUACAGACUAUCCUUCAAGUCUACAGUAUAUUCCAGUUUACAGCCUAUCCUUCAAGUCUACAGUAUAUUCUAGUUUACAGACUAUCCUUCAAGUCUACAGUAUAUUCCAGUUUACAGCCUAUCCUUCAAGUCUACAGUAUGUUCCAGUUUACAGACUAUCCUUCAAGUCUACAGUAUAUUCCAGUUUACAGACUAUCCUUCAAGUCUACAGUAUAUUCCAGUUUACAGCCUAUCCUUCAAGUCUACAGUAUAUUCCAGUUUACAGACUAUCCUUCAAGUCUACAGUAUAUUCCAGUUUACAGACUAUCCUUCAAGUCUACAGUAUAUUCCAGUUUACGGCCUAUCCUUCAAGUCUAGAGAUAUGCCAAGUUGCAGAAGCCUUGGUACCAAAGCACCCGUACCUUAAAGAGCCAUACAGACUUAAAUACUUGCCUGUUUGACUUAAGGGUCAUCCAGGUGGCAAUGCAGCCUGAAGAAUAAGAUGGGCAAUUACGGAGAAAAACUGAGAAUAAUCGGAUGCCCAGAGCUGGAUGUGAACUCUAUCAAGAGAAAACCAACAGACGAAAGAACUCCGGCCAAGAAACUAAAAAAGCCAAAGGCAGAGGUAAAUGACCUCCCGCCCCAUCCCAUUGGUGAGACAGAAGAGACACGAAGAGACACUAGAGAAGGAGAGAGUAGAGCUACUCAGCGAUGUACAAAAACGAGACAACAGAAACAGUGCGAG